UGAAUUCCUUGAGUUUUGGCAAAAAAACAAACUUCAUUUUCGGCAUUGCAUUUUGCCUCUCUCUCUCUCUCUCUCUCUCUGCCCCCGUUAAUGGCGUCUGAAAAUCCUGAUAUUCGUCUGCUUUCUCUUUGGCUUUGAAGGGGCGGAAGGUGAAUACAUAAGCGUUCUUGUCGGCGCUGAAAGUCUCAGAGCUCCGUGGCCCUGAAGGUUCUCUAUGGAAUCAUGGGAAUGUAUACAGAUUGUAUCGAAAAAUUGUAAUUUUGUGGUCAGCAGGAGAACUCCUUUGCAGGGAUCGCGGGUUAUUAGGAAUUGAUCAGUUUCAUUUGUGGAUACAUAAUUCAUUCAAGAAGUUUUGGGUGCUAACUUUUAUUCAUUUUACAUAAUUGAUUAUUGGGGGAGGACGUUUAUCCUCCCCACCAAUGGCAGAAGGCAGCCUAAAGAUUGGCGGGCUUUCUUCGGGUUUGGCUGUGAUAUUAGCCUCUGGAGAUCGGAAAGAUAAUCCUCAGAAAAGCCAUCUUAUUUCUUAUUACGAUGACAUUGGACACCAGUCUGUGGAGCGGGCUCUUGAACAUAUAUUUGAUCUCCCUUACAAGUCAAUUUCUUCAUUGAGCGGUCCAGUUGACACUGAUUUUAUUCGCUGUACUUUGAAGAGUGACAUUUUCAAACAUAGGGUUAAUCGGGAUGUCAUCCUUAGUAACAGAGACGGAGUAUCUAUUGCGGACAGUGGUUGUGGACCCAAUACUGUUGCAGUGGAUGAAACUAGCAUCUGUGGUGAUAUUCGGAUUUUCAAGCAACAUUUUCUGGUAGAGAGCCUAGCUAUGUUCAGUAGUGCUAGGGCCAAUGCAUGUGUUUGGAAAGGAAAAUGGAUGUAUGAAGUGAUUCUAGAAACGUCAGGGAUACAGCAGCUUGGAUGGGCCACAAUUUCAUGUCCCUUCACUGAGAAUAAAGGUGUAGGGGAUGCAGAAGAUUCAUAUGCUUUUGAUGGACACAGGGUGAAGAAGUGGAAUAAGGAUCCUGAACCAUAUGGUCAAUCAUGGGUUGUUGGUGAUGUAAUUGGCUGCUGCAUAGAUUUGGAUCAUAAUCAGAUCUCAUUUUAUAGGAAUGGUGUCUCACUUGGGGUGGCAUUCUAUGGGGUUAGCAAGAUGGGACCUGGACUUGGCUAUUAUCCUGCAAUUUCUCUUUCUCGAGGUGAGCGUUGUAAUUUGAAUUUUGGGGCCCUUCCCUUUAGAUACCCAAUCAAAGGGUUUCAACCACUUCAAAAUUCUCCCAGUGUAAACCCCCUUGCCACACACUUACUACGUUGUUUGUCAAGGCUAUUGGAACUUAAAUUCAUGGAAAAUACAGACUCCACUUCUGUUGAGAAACUAAGAAGAUUGAAGAGGUUUGUGCCACUUGAAGAACUUUACCACCCAAUUGCACGUGGGAUCUGCGAGGAGUUCUUCUCUGCAGUUGAUCAAGAAUUGGGGAGUGUGGAAUAUGUUAGCUGGGGACCUCUUGUGUCAUUCUUACUGGAAACAUUUGGAAAACAGGCACCUCACAACUAUACAAACUUGGAUGGAGUUGUUGACCUUUUUCUAGAAUUUGGAGGAUCUCGUUUGAUGUUCCUAUAUGUUAUCAAUUCCCUUUCGUGUAGUUGUAAAACAGCUCCAUUGGUUCUAAUGGAGUGUCCAUAUUCAGGCUCAUACUCUUAUCUUGCAUUAGCAUGUCAUAUGCUAAGGCGGGAAGAACUAAUGACACUUUGGUGGAAUUCAUCUGAUUUUGAGUUCUUGUUGGAAGGUUUUCUAUCAAGGAAGGGUCUGAACAAGCAAGAUUUGCAAUGCUUGAUUCCGUAUGUUUGGUGGCCUGGCUCAUGUGAGGAUGUGUCCUAUGAAAGUAGUAUGAUGCUGAUAACUACAGCUUUAUCUGGAGCAAUCAAUAAGAUUGAGGAGAUGCAUCGGGAGCUUUGCCACCUGGUCAUACAGUUCAUACCUCCUACAACACCUUUUCAGUUACCUGGGUCAGUGUUCAGGACAUUUUUGCAGAAUUUAUUGUUGAAGAACAGGGCCGCUGAUCACAAUCUUCUGCCUCCUGGUGUUUCAAGCAAUUCUGUUCUUGUUUCUAUCUACACAGUGAUCCUCCAUUUUCUAUCUGAGGGGUUUGCUGAGGGAGGCAUCUCUGGAUGGAUGAAGGGCUCUGAGGCAAAAGUUGGAGAUGAUGUAGGGUUUCUUCAUAGAGGUGGACAACAAUUUUUUCCUGUAGGUUUGUUUGUGAAGAAUGAUCCUCAUCGUGCUGACAUUUCUAGGCUUGGAGGAUCAUUCAAUCAUCUAUUGAGAUCUCACCCUGUAAAUGAUGAGGAAGCAGAGGAAAUCCAGUGGGAGGAAGGCUGUGUGGAUGAUGAAGAAACAAGAGUAACACACUCUACUACUCAGAAGCCAUGUUGUUGUUCAAGCUGUGAUGUUGAUUUUACAAGAGUCAUGAAGGAUCCAAUUAGGUAUACAGCCAAAUGUUUCCGGGGCCAUUGCAGCCCGAUUCCAGAGAGAUCUGCUCAUGUUGCUGCAGAGUGCAGUGCAGGAAGUUUGACUGAUGAAAUAGUGGAUAAACCCAGUUCAAGUGAUCAACCAGAAUCUGAAUUUGGUUAUCAAACAGUGCAGCAUUUGAGAAUUGUACCAAGGAUGAGCAAUCCACCUUCAGCAAUUCUUAGAGAAGUGGAACUUUUAGAUGCUAUGCUAUUAUUGUAUCAUUUAGGCCUUACUCCUAACUUUAAGCAGGCAUCAUAUUUUAUGUCUCACCAGUCACAAUUAAUUUCUCUCUUGGAGGAAACUGACAAACAAAUGAAGGAAAGAGUUUGCAGUGAGCAACUGAAGCGUCUGAAGGAAGCUCGAAAUAUUUACCGAGAAGAAUUAAUUGAUUGUGCCAGACAAUGUGCAUGGUACCGGAUCUCUCUGUUUUCUCGUUGGAAGCUAAGAGGAAUGUAUGCAACAUGCAUGUGGGUUGUUCAAUUGCUCUUGGUUCUUAGCAAAGUGGAUUCAAUAUUCAUUUAUGUCCCAGAGUUUUAUCUAGAAGCACUGGUUGACUGCUUCCAUGCCUUGCGGAGGAGUGAUCCUCCGUUUGUUCCUUCUUCAAUUUUUAUUAAGCAAGGACUCUCAUCAUUUGUCACUUUUAUUGUUACUCACUUCAAUGACCCACGGAUAUCCAGUGCUGAUUUGAGAGAUCUUCUUUUGCAAUCUAUAUCAGUCUUGGUACAGUACAGAGAAUAUUUGGUUGCUUUUGAGAACAAUAAUGCAGCCAUUCAGAAAAUGCCAAGAGCAUUGCUCUCAGCUUUUGGCAACAGAUCAUGGAUUCCAGUAACAAACAUACUUCUGCGACUGUGCAAAGGUUCUGGAUUUGGUUCUUCAAAGCAUGGGGAGUCAUCAUCAUCAAUGCUUUUCCAGGGCUUAUUGCGGGAGGCAUGCAUACAUGAUGAUGCAUUAUUCUCAGCAUUUCUAAACCGAUUAUUCAAUACUCUCAGCUGGACAAUGACUGAGUUCUCUGUUUCUGUUCGAGAGAUGCAAGAAAAAUACCAGGUCUUGGAAUUGCAACAACAGAGAAAGUGUAGCGUCAUAUUUGAUCUCUCAUGCAAUCUUGCAAGGGUAUUGGAGUUCUGUACCCGUGAGAUCCCUCAAGCCUUCUUGUCAGGGUCUGAUAUGAACCUACGGCGGUUAACGGAGUUGAUCAUCUUUAUUCUGAAUCAUGUGACUUCAGCUGCAGAUGCUGAAUUUUUCGACCACAGGUCACUUAGGCGACAGAGCCAGUCUCAAGAGAAGAUAAAUCGAGGGAUGGUCUUAGCACCACUAGUUGGAAUUAUAUUGAACUUGUUGGAUGCUAGUAUUCAUUCAGAGGACAGGGUGAAGAAUGAUGUUGUGGGAGUGUUUGCAAGCAUGGAUUGUCCUGCUACUGUUCACUGUGGAUUCCAAUACCUGUUGGAGUACAACUGGGUUGGAUCCUUAAGAGUGGACCCUUCUUUUACAAGACUGAGGCAGCUUGAGGAAUUCCUGAGCCUCCUUGGGAGCAGGACGAAGUCAAGGGAAGAGCAGAGUUUGGGAUCCAGUGCUGAUGCUGAAGAGGAUGAUGAUAGACUGUGCUGCAUUUGUUAUGCAUCUGAGGCAGAUGCUCAGUUUGAGCCUUGUUCGCACAGAUCAUGCUUUGGGUGCAUAACCAGGCACCUUCUGAAUUGCCAAAGGUGUUUCUUUUGCAACGGCACAGUCCUGGAGGUGCUCAGGGUUGACAGGAAGAGAGAGACCGUGUAGGGGGUAUUGUUCAGCUUUUUGGUACCUCUUACAGUCUUACCUGGCUUGUGCUACAGUGGGAUCCUUGUUAUUCAUCAACCAACUGACAGAAGCCUUAACCAGAAGUUGGCGGGGAAAACCUCGGCCAGAAGUUGGUGGGAACGUCUUUGAUUUUUGAAUGGAAGUGGCCCACAUGCAUAUUAACAGUGCUAGGGUGGUCUCAUGUCUCAUUUCUAGAUGCCGAAAUUGAUAUAUUAUAUCCUUGUGCAUAUAUAUGAGUGAAAAUUUACCAAUGAUCAGUGUUACUGUUAGGGAAGUUUGGCGAUAUGGGGUUAAUCAAGAAUUUUGUAGAAUUGAGGGCAUUAUUCUGUAAAUAUGAGAUGUAAAUGGAAGGAAAUCUUUUGGGUUCAUCUCUCUCUCACUGAGGUGCCGUGGCAUAUUUUCUUCACGGAAUGAGCUUGUAAAUUGAUAACGUGUGCUAUUCUGGGCUUUUUCCUU
Nelumbo nucifera (sacred lotus) is the source of this 4742-nucleotide messenger RNA. RefSeq names its product E3 ubiquitin-protein ligase RKP. The record is from RefSeq and is a predicted model, not a curated record. Gene Ontology annotation, biological process: ubiquitin-dependent protein catabolic process; protein ubiquitination. Gene Ontology annotation, cellular component: cytoplasm; ubiquitin ligase complex. Gene Ontology annotation, molecular function: ubiquitin-ubiquitin ligase activity; protein binding. Lineage: Eukaryota; Viridiplantae; Streptophyta; Magnoliopsida; Proteales; Nelumbonaceae.